AGCGAGAGGGUCAAACUAAAAUGGCGUUUGUGGAAUUUGAUGUAUUUUUAUGAAUGUUUUAUUAUUUUUCUGACCAAGGAGUCGGAAGCAUUGAACGGUGGAUCCCGGAAAGCGAAUUAUACUUCCGCUGAGUUGACUCAACAUUUAAGGACAAUUUUUUUCUUGUAACAGUGUAGCAGCUUCGACCACCGGUGCAGCAGCAGCAGCAACAGUGCGGGAAUAGAGGCGACAAGAUGCAGACGAUAAAGUGCGUCGUGGUGGGCGACGGUGCCGUCGGUAAGACGUGCCUGCUUAUCUCCUACACCACCAACAAGUUCCCGUCCGAGUACGUGCCGACCGUGUUCGACAACUACGCCGUCACGGUGAUGAUCGGUGGCGAACCGUACACGCUGGGUCUGUUUGAUACUGCCGGUCAGGAGGACUACGAUCGGCUGAGGCCUCUAUCGUACCCGCAGACGGACGUGUUUCUGGUUUGCUUUUCCGUGGUCAGUCCCAGCUCGUUUGAAAACGUCAAAGAAAAGUGGGUUCCGGAAAUAACGCAUCACUGUCAGAAGACACCGUUCCUGCUGGUCGGUACCCAGAUCGAUCUGCGUGAUGAGCAGAGCACGCUGGAGAAGUUGGCCAAAAAUAAGCAGAAACCGAUCACGCUCGAGCAGGGUGAGAAGCUGGCUAAGGAACUGAAGGCGGUCAAGUAUGUGGAAUGCUCGGCACUGACGCAGAAAGGACUCAAGAACGUGUUUGAUGAGGCGAUCCUUGCAGCAUUGGAACCCCCAGAGCCAGCGAAAAAGAGAAAGUGCAAGUUUCUGUAAGCCUCCUUUUUGUUUACCGAGGUUCCGCAGCAGCAUCUUAUACUAACACACGAAGGUGAAAAGAAAAACACACAUUUAACGUGAGUUGAAACAAUUAUUAAAAAUAACUGAAAAUAAUGGAAACCUGUAUUAAACACACAUUUCCUAAGAGUUAAUAAGGAACAGAAAAGAAGAAAACAAGCGAGAAAAAAAAGAUUGGUACUAACACUUUGUUUAGAAGGUAUAAUUAUACUAGCAAGGAUUGGAUAACAAUUGUAUUAAAAAAUGAAUGAGACAACUUUUUUUAAGCAAACAACAAUUAACCAUCCUCAGAUCGAAAAGCAAAACUGUACACACACAAAGUAAUGAUAUAAACAAAUGAAAAAACAAGCAUACAAUUAGUUGCCGUAGAUGGAAACAAGGAAGAGGAAAGAGCAAGCACAGUUAUCUGUGGUAUAAUAUAUUGCUACUAGACAGUUUCAACAAACAAAAAAGCAAGGUAACACAACCAGUAGAAGAACGUACGAGGAGAGCAAAUUUAUACAGCUUUUUAAUAAAUAAAAUUAUUGAAAGUUUAUACCAGAACUAACACAGAGGUCAUUUUCUAGGAGGGAUUUGAAACACAAGUGAGUGAGGGCGUUGAAGUUUUUACCUGAUCGACAGUCUACAAAAACCUGUUCAAUCAGUUGUUUCAGCCACAAUCGAGCAAUUCCUGUUUAGCCUAAAGUUUACACUUGCAAAGCACAGGGCACACAGAUCCCCUCCCCCUUAAUGCUCUUCAUCCUCCCCAGGGUAUGGUUUUUUAUCCAGUCUAAGAGCAGUGUAUUGAGAGAAGAAAAACUACAAAAAAAACAGUAAUACAACUAAGUAUAGUGACAGUUUUUGCGCAGUUAGGUUUUUUAUUAAUUAAAUAUAAUAUAUUUAACAGUACAUAUAAUUGCUAGGAACGUAAAUAACAAAUAACCACAACAAAAAUGUAGUGCAUAUUUGUGGAUGCAAGCACAUGGGGCGGGAAAAGAUCACUCAGAAGAAUAAUUGGUUAAAGUUCGGCAAGAUUUUGAAAAGAUAUCGAGUGACGAGCCUUUUUUCUAGGCAUUUGAAAGAGCGUGGAAAACUAAAACGCCUACGGGGAAACGCUGAGAGUAGGUUGACUGUACAAUUAUAUUUUAUUUUGCUAUAAUCUUUGAUCUUCUGCAAAUGUGCAUUUUUUUCAGACGAAACAAUACACACUAAUUUAUUUGACAUCCAUCUGUUGUGUUAUUCGCGUUUGCCUGAUUCGUUAUUUUAUCAACUAUACGAGUAUUGCAAAACGAACGAUUUCAAACCGGUUGCAAGAGACAUUCAGCUUCCUCUGACUUAUCCGAUUUAUUUCCAUCGGUGAGAUGCUGAUACUGUUGAGUAAGAAGAGAUUUAUAUUUAAUACUUGUAAUUUAAUCUAAAACAUUUUCAUCUGCUUCUAAGUGUGUUUACUUUUUUGUUUCUCCCCGUUUGGUCAUCAUUUACAAGCAACAAAACACACAUUCGAAGUUUAAUUCCAAAAUAGAGAGCAAAAAAUACAGCGUUAGAAACAAGCUUAGUUUUCUAGUUUUGUAAGUCGACUAACUAAAACAAUGCCGUGGAAACAACAACAAUAGAUUGUCGAGGUUUUGCGAAAUCUUGCUAGAGAAAAAAAAAUAAACAGCUCUAAUAUAUAUUUCGUAUAUAUUUUAUUUUAAAUGAAUAAAAAUCAUUAACUUCAUGCCAAAACUA
Topomyia yanbarensis is the source of this 2537-nucleotide messenger RNA. It is a transcript of the gene Cdc42, whose product is annotated as cdc42 homolog. Gene Ontology annotation, biological process: small GTPase-mediated signal transduction. Gene Ontology annotation, molecular function: GTP binding; GTPase activity. The transcript has 5 exons. Lineage: Eukaryota; Metazoa; Arthropoda; Insecta; Diptera; Culicidae. The coding region runs from base 234 to 809 and encodes 191 amino acids. The record is from RefSeq and is a predicted model, not a curated record.